Molecule: messenger RNA, 2595 nt
Organism: Bacidia gigantensis
Lineage: Eukaryota; Fungi; Ascomycota; Lecanoromycetes; Lecanorales; Ramalinaceae
Exons: 1
Coding region: 1-2595 (864 amino acids)
Cellular component (GO): NuA4 histone acetyltransferase complex
Molecular function (GO): protein binding
Source: RefSeq, a predicted model, not a curated record
AUGGUGCCUGAUAUUCACUCUCCAUUGGAGAACCUACUACUUCUGCUGGCUCUUUACCCCUAUGAUGGAGAGUCCUAUACGCCGUCUUUCGAUCACGCUUCAAAUUCGCUCAGAGGCAAUAAGAUCCUGGAGGAGAGUGAUUUCUUCAAACCAGAGCGGUUGGGACCGGAGACCUUGAGGGGCUUAUAUUUGGGGUUGGUCAAAGAGCAGGCGAAGAUCGAGGCAGCGAGUCACAAUGGAUCACCUUCAACAGACCCAAAUCCUCGGAAAAGGAAGCUGUCAAGCCCGCCCAUGGAGACGAUUGAGGAGGCCUCCAAAUAUACACAUCUACUCCCUCGCUUGUUAGAGAGGUUGUAUAUACAAUUCAAAGAUGAUACAACCAAGACUAUAGAGGCAGAAGAGCGUGAAUACCGCAAGAUGCAAUCUUUGCAGCACCACACCAGCGAAGCUCGUGCAGCAAGGCCAGGAUCCCAAGGUGUACCUCCAAUAUCUGCUCUUCUACGUGAGACAGAAGGUAGUGCUCAGCCACGGCCUCCUGCUCCGGUCGAGCCAAUAGUCAAUGGCAUAGGACAGCAUGAGACUCAUCCACCACCUCAUGAGCCAAGGAAUCUACAUGCAGACAUUUACAACCCUCGUUCCCAACCCAGUUCAGCAGAAAACGGACCUCCAUAUCUACCUCCUCCAGCCCCACCUACUCAACCAUACACACUACCGUCCUCGGGCAUUGACAGAAGAACCUCGACACAAAACCAAGGCCCUUCGGCAAGUCCUCGACUGAGCCAUGCUCCACUCCCUCACGCAGAUCGCUCAUCGGCAUCACCUAUUAUACUUCCUCCGCCAAAAGGCAUGGUCCGUUCUUCCGGAUCACCACCAAUGCCUUCACCCCAGCAGGCUCAUUAUCCAUCGACCCGACAGCCGUCAAAUCAGAGCACACCCCAUAUUCAUAGCCAGCGGCCAUACUCCGGCUAUUACGAUACCCAAGGCUACCCGAUACCAUAUUCGCCGUAUGCCCAUAGUCCUGCCUCACAAAUGUAUCAUUCAUACCAUCCACAUACUGCCCAUUCAACACCAUAUGGCGCACAGUCAUAUCAAUCUCCAGUUGCAGCUCAACAAUCUCCGUAUUAUACCCAGUAUUCCCAGCCUCUUCAGACGCCAUACGCGCAGACGCCUCCUCAGUAUACAGAUUCUAGGACCCCUGUAACCAAUCCACUAGCAAGUCAAAAGACACCAAAACCGUCUCCGAUCAGCAUAACAGGCUCUGUGACCAAAUGGAAGAAGAUUGAAAAAUACAAUUUUGGCAUAAUUCCAGUGUCUCCUACUCGGCCUCAAGCUGGAGAUAUCAGUCCCAUCAGCGACGUUGACCCCUUCGCUGAUCAUGAUAGAUCAGUCACAUCUAAAAGAGGCGGUAGGAGCACAAGAUCAAGUCGGGAGCAACUUCAGGGUAAUGAGUCUCUCGUCAAUGAUCGUAGAACAGAGAGACCGCGUGGCGGCCGAGGCCGAGGACCUGGGAGAGGGCGCUCUCGACGAGCGGGUAGCGUCGGAUCCUCCACUUUUGCAGGGUCUUCGCGUAGAAGUCAUUCACCUACUGACGAGCAGACCGGUGUCAAGCCUGAACCUUCCACGGCUGCUGACGAAAAUGUAUCCGUGGCGUCGUUCAAUACAGCUGACGAGUCAUCACGAAAACCAGCCCGACCGCGUCGAGGCACUCUUCGCGGAAUGGAUGUAGAUAGCCAGCGACCAACCUCCAAACGGAAACGAGAUGAACUUUCUGCGACUUCCACGCCAAAAGGUAAACAGGCUACUGUAGGAACCCCCGGUCUCACACCAGUCACUCCAAAGCGGCCGACGAAAAGGCCAGGCUACAUUCUCGCGACGCGCAAUUUCCCGAAACUCACUCUACCUUUGAUGACUGAAAUCACCACACAUCGACUAGCUUCACUUUUCGCCAAACCGCUGACUGAGAGAGAAGCUCCUGGCUACAAGGACCGAGUAUACAGGCCGCAAGAUCUCAAGUCUGUUAAGGCAGCCGUAAGUGCCGGCAGCAAGGCGUUGACGGCUGUGCUUGAAGGGCUUGGUGAUGAAGCACCUACAACAGGUGCUCACAUCUGGGUGCCGGAAAACGAGGAUCUGAUGCCGCCUAAGGGUAUUGUCAAUGCUGGUCAGCUUGAAAAGGAACUUAUGCGCAUUUUUGCAAACGCUGUCAUGUUCAAUCCAGACAUCAGCGAGAAUCGGGGGUUAGGGCCAGCGUUCCGCACACGGCGCAAGGCGAAGGAAAGUAGUACUGUUGCAGAUCCUGAAAGCGAUGAGAAUCAGCAUGCGGGAACUGCGACUGGCAAAUUCGAGAUUGGGGUUGCUGCUCCUAUCGAAGGAGCCGUGGUUCAAGACACUAGAACCGUCGCGAGAGAUGCACAGGAGAGUUUUGCCGCUUGGAGAGCAGUCGAAAGUGAGCGAGACGAUGAUGUUGUGGAUCUUGGGGGGCCAGCCGCUCAGCCUACAGAGGAUGGUGGGGAAGUCGGAGAUGCCGAAGAGGAGGUCAAGGAAAGUGUUGAAGAGGAAGGCGAAGGUGAAAGGAGGAGUAAGCGGAGGAGAAGGUGA